GGAAUGCAGAAGAGGGAAUAUUGCAAGGUAAGAGACAGCUAGAUGAGGAUGAAGAAGAUCAAAGAAAAAGAGCAAAAGAUCACAGAUGGGACCAAGCAUUUAGAAUAGAUUUCAAAGAUCCAGUUGAUUUUGUGCAGUAUCUAGAGGAACAUAUUCAGGAUGAAUGUAAUAAUGUUUAUGAGGUUGCAAACAUAUGUUUGUACUGGAUUGGUGCUGUGGUACAAAUUAUAACCAAGAAAAAAUAUACACCUGAACAGCUUUGGAAGAUGCAAAUGACACAUGACAAUAAACUUUAUAGUUUUUGGAAUGAAAUUGUAGAAAUGCGAGAGUCAUUUAAAGAAGGACCUGAUAAAGUCAUUAACAAUACAAAGAAAUUGUGUGAGGAACAAUUCAAUAGAAAAAUUUUAUGUUUGUUUGAUGAAGCAUCAGCUUUGCUAGAUGAAAAGGCUAAUAUUGAUGAAGAAUCCAGCAACUUUGCAUAUAGAGGAUGUAGAAGAGCACUAGCAUAUAUCAGUUCUGUAUUUGGUAUAAUGACUGACACAAACUCAAGUGUUGCAAAUUUAGUCCCCAAGCCAAAGAUGACAAAUCAAAUUAUUAAUGACACAAAUAUGAGUCUGCUAGAUCCUUUUAUCCAUAUAGCAACAACAGAUAUAUUCAGCAAAUCUGAUUCCUUGCCUCAAGAAAUCCAAGUAUUACAAGGACAGCAAGGGUUUAAUAUUUGCCAGUUUGGACGACCUCUUUGGAUAGCCUACAUAGUAGCAAACAGAAAUAAAAAUCAUUUAAAGCAAAAGAUUGUCUUGUCACAUUUUGGAUGCACUGUUGGUCUUCACCUUUGUCCCCAAAUGGAACUACCUUCCCAAUUGGCUAGUAACCAUAUGGCAACAAUAGUGGCUAUCAAUGAAGAUAGAACAGAGCUGCUAACUUGUUAUCCAUCUGAACCAAUUCUUUCUGAAGCAGCCAUGAAAAUUUUAAGUGUAUAUCAUUAUCGACUAAAAUCAAUAGAAAUUUUAAACAGUAUUAUUUGGGAAGGUUGCAUUGUAGAUGAUGAUUUCCUGCAAGCCCUUUUUCCACAAUCAAGCAUUAAUAUUUGUCCUAUAUGGAAAGAUUAUGAAAUAGGAUUCACACACUUUAUUCCAAUAACAUAUCAACCAAACAUAGAAACUAUUAAAAAAGCAUGGGAAAGGUAUGGAGCAAUAAUCCUAAAGUGUUAUCAACAAGGUGGAGAUCUUAUGUUGAUAAAAAACUGGGCAAGAAGACAAACCAACUUUGAUAGUGAAGGGGGUAGACAACUGAGGGCAACUCAUGUUUUUAGUAAGGAAUUAGGAGAAAAUGUUGGUAAAGAGUUUUAUUUGGGCAUUUAUGACCACCUUGGAGAAGCAUAUACAGAAGAUUCAAGCAUUACAUUUUAUAAUUACAGCCAAAGUAUGGGAAGAUGGAAACUCCAAAAAAUUGAUGAAAAUAAAACAACUACUAAUAGGAUUGUGGUUCUGGGGUUGUCAAAUUUUUAUACUACCAAUGACAGUGAGGAGUUAAAAACAAUGAAGUCUCUUGUACAAGCAUGGGAUAAUCCAUUGCUAUGGAAUGGACAAUCAUUUGAUAAUAAGAGACAAACAUUAGUUUCAUCUAUGAUACCAUUGAAAAU
Molecule: messenger RNA, 1642 nt
Organism: Entrophospora candida
Lineage: Eukaryota; Fungi; Glomeromycota; Glomeromycetes; Entrophosporales; Entrophosporaceae
Source: the annotation of a GenBank genome assembly